Vigna umbellata (rice bean) is the source of this 737-nucleotide messenger RNA. NCBI's taxonomy places the organism in Eukaryota, Viridiplantae, Streptophyta, Magnoliopsida, Fabales, Fabaceae. The record is from RefSeq and is a predicted model, not a curated record.
AUGGUUUUGUCCUGGAUCAUCAAGACCCUUUCACCCCAGAUUGCAGAAAGUGUUAUCUAUGUUGACAAUGCCAAAGAUUUGUGGGAAGCACUUAAAGAAAGAUUCUCUAAAGGAGACAACUUCAAGAUUUCAAAUUUAUUACAAGAUAUCCAUUCUAUUAAGGAGGGAGAAAGAAAUGUCAGCAAAUACUUCAUUGAUUUAAAGAUUCUUUUGGAAGAAUUAGAAUCACUUGUUGCACAUGUCAAAACCCCUUUACUUCAAGAAAGGCAAGAAAGACAAUAUCCUGGAGGUAUCAGUCAGAAUGACUUUUUCAAAAUUUUGGCUAGCACCUCUAACAAACCUAAUUGGAAAUCUCAAGGUCAUGGCACUGCCUCCCAUGGCCAAGGAAGAGGAAGAGGGAGAAAUCCAAAUUAUGGGAAACAAUGUUCCCAUUGUCACAAGAUGAAUCAUACAGUUUAUGAGUGUUACUCUAAACAUGGCUACCCACCAUGGUAUAAGAAAAAUGACCACCAAACCAGUCAGGACAGAGGAGGCCAGAAUGAAUGGGGUUAUGCUAAUGCUUGCAAAGAUGAUUUUACCUCUACCCAGACACAAAAUGCUCAAUUGGAAAAUAGUAGUAAUUCUAAGCAAAUUUUCACUCCUGAAGAGAUGCAUAAAUUGUUAAAAAUGAUAAAGGGCAUUGAUAACCCUUCACACAAUAUUAGUCAAGUGCAGAGAAACACCUGGAGACAGCCAAG